This is a messenger RNA of Astyanax mexicanus (Mexican tetra), 1184 nucleotides long. RefSeq names its product RNA binding motif protein 38 (gene rbm38). Lineage: Eukaryota; Metazoa; Chordata; Actinopteri; Characiformes; Acestrorhamphidae. Gene Ontology annotation, cellular component: cytosol. The transcript has 4 exons. Gene Ontology annotation, molecular function: RNA binding. The record is from RefSeq and is a predicted model, not a curated record. The coding region runs from base 257 to 961 and encodes 234 amino acids.
CUCUCAGAUUAUUAUUUCUACACAGGGACGGUCUGCAGUCACCGUUCAGAUGGGGUUCACGUGAAGACACUUGCUGAGCGCUCGAGACAGCUAAAGCCUGGAGAAGCUGAGCGAUUCUGUAGGCUAAAUGCCGGAGAGGACAGUGACGGUUUCCUGUGAGACAUCAAAGACUCGUCUGCGUCCUGUAGGAUUCUAGUUCCUCGCGUGCCAUGCUGUCUAGUGUCUGAACCCGGAGCCGCUAUCAGCCGCGAUCGCGAUGCUCGUGCAUCAGAGCGUGAGCGCGCCGCUGGCGGAGAUGCGCGCCGUCGGUCGGACAGACACCACCUUCACCAAGAUCUUCGUGGGCGGGCUGCCGUAUCACGCCACGGACGCGUCACUGCGGGAAUAUUUCGGGAGUUUCGGGGAGAUUUCCGAGGCGGUGGUGAUCACGGACCGACAGACGGGGAAGUCGCGAGGAUACGGGUUUGUCACAAUGAUAGAGAAAGCAGCAGCAGAGCAAGCCUGCAAAGAUCCAAACCCCAUCAUCGAUGGGCGCAAGGCCAAUGUCAACCUGGCAUACCUGGGGGCCAAACCUCGCAGUCCACAGACGGGUUACUCUACUGGAAUGCAGCAGAUUCACCCUGCUCUGUUUCAGAGACAGUACGAGCUGGCGCAGCAGUUUGUGUACCCACAGGCUUUACUGCAGCCGGGUCUGCUGUUCCCGACUCAGGUCACCACCGCUGUCUCCUCCCCUUAUCUGGACUAUACUGCCUCCUACGCCAAUUAUGCGUCAGCAGCCUUCGAGCAGUACCCCUACGCCACUUCUCCAGCUUUCCUCACAUACGACUGUCCCACAGGUACCCCAGGGCAGUCGGCCAAUACCACCCCAAACCCGUUUACCACGUCUCUUUUAGCCGGAGCCGCUUCAGCCACAGCCUUCCUCCAUCUUCCUCCAGAUCCACUCCACAGUGUGCGGCCGUAGCCUGCGGUGGAGAUGCGUACUGCACUUGGAGACAGAAUCAGGACAGCACCACUGCAGGACUCACACCCCAAAGAAUGAGAGAGACAGGCUGAGGUCACUCCGUCCAAAGGGCUUUUGAUGAUUUUGCGAGUCUAUCAGCCUUCAGUUUUAUUGUUAAUCAGAUUUUGUGUUUAUCAUAGCUUGUAUACUUAUUGUCAUUAUUAAAGGUACACCAGUUCUAAAA